Molecule: messenger RNA, 743 nt
Organism: Drosophila sulfurigaster albostrigata
Lineage: Eukaryota; Metazoa; Arthropoda; Insecta; Diptera; Drosophilidae
Gene: l(3)87Df
Product: cytochrome c oxidase assembly protein COX20, mitochondrial
Exons: 3
Coding region: 148-480 (110 amino acids)
Biological process (GO): mitochondrial respiratory chain complex IV assembly
Cellular component (GO): mitochondrial inner membrane; mitochondrion
Source: RefSeq, a predicted model, not a curated record
CCUACACGAUAAACUUGUCGAUAUACACGAAUAUUUUUUAAUUCUUUUAAGUGGUAGGGCAACAUUGUUGAUAAACAGCUGUUUUCCUCACCGCGUUGGGUAAAUUUACUACUCGGCCAAUUUAAAUUAGUUUGAUUUAUUAAAACCAUGGCGGAUGAAGCAGAGGAUCCUAACAAGACUUUCUUCAUAUUUGGUCGCGAUGUUUCUCAGAUUCCAUGCUUUCGUAACAGUUUUCUUUAUGGCAUCAGCGGAGGAAUGGGCAUCGGAGUGUUGACAUUCUUGGGCACUUCCCGGCCACAUUUAGCAACCCACGUUGGAUUUGGGAGCUUCUUUUGUGGUACAAUUGUAUAUUGGAUGGCCUGCAGAUAUCAAUGGUCAUUACGCCGCUUUGAGCAACAACAACUGAGAGAGGCAAUGCGACGUCAGGCUCAGUAUGAAGGUACAGAGGUAGAACGUGAAUUGGAUCUUAAAACGGCGUAGCACUGACCAAGCCCUUCAUGUAUACAUGUUACGAAUGCAACGUAGCUGUUUAUUUGUGAUGUAAAUAUCCAACGUAUACCUAGUACACUUAAGUAUGCCACUUAAGGCUCUGUCCUGGUUUAUAUAAAUUUAUAUGAACUGGAUUGGAGCUGAUUCUAAAGAUAAAGUAAGCAGCUUUAUCUUGAUUCAGAUUUAAGUUUAAAUUGACACAUUUUUAUUUGUAGUUGAAAUACUUUGUCAAGUAUUAAUAAGCAAACAAUAUA